Dendrobium catenatum is the source of this 1534-nucleotide messenger RNA. Its product is annotated as probable serine/threonine-protein kinase PBL7. Bases 110 to 1273 code for a protein of 387 amino acids. Gene Ontology annotation, molecular function: protein kinase activity; ATP binding. The transcript is spliced from 5 exons. Gene Ontology annotation, biological process: protein phosphorylation. Lineage: Eukaryota; Viridiplantae; Streptophyta; Magnoliopsida; Asparagales; Orchidaceae. The record is from RefSeq and is a predicted model, not a curated record.
UAGAGCUUUCGCCUUUGCGAAGUUACUCUUCUAUUUACUCUCACUCCUUCUCGUUCUUCUAGAGAGAAAGGGCCGAAUAGGGGGAGGGAGACGAGCUUCGUCGAGGAAUAUGGGGUGUUUUCUCUGCAGUGGAGAGCCGAACAAGAAAGCGAAGAAGAAAUAUCAGACCCCAUCUGCUGCAGGAAAGUCAAGAUCAAAUCACUCCUUGGAUGAUAAGAACCAAAGCUUGCAGGUGAAGAAGGACAAAGAUGCACCAAAGAGCAGUCCUGAACAUAUUGCUGCUCAGACUAUUAGUUUUCGCGAAUUAGCUACUGCCACACAAAAUUUUAGAGCUGAUUGUCUUCUUGGAGAGGGUGGGUUUGGUCGAGUGUAUAAAGGAAGCUUAGAAAGUAUUAACCAGACUGUGGCUAUAAAACAGCUUGACCAUGAUGGGUUGCAAGGAAAUAGGGAAUUCCUAGUUGAAGUUUUGAUGUUAAGUCUACUACAUCAUCCAAACUUAGUUAAACUGAUUGGAUAUUGUGCUGAUGGUGAUCAGCGACUUUUGGUUUAUGAGUACAUGCCUCUAGGAUCUUUAGAAGAUCAUAUUCAUGAUCCUACUGCUGAUAUGAAGCCACUUGAUUGGAAUACAAGGAUGAAGAUAGCCGCCGGUGCCGCAAAAGGUUUAGAGUAUUUGCAUGAUAAGGCGAGUCCUCCGGUCAUUUAUCGUGAUUUAAAAUGCUCCAAUAUCUUGCUUGGAGAGGGUUAUCAUCCUAAGUUAUCCGACUUUGGAUUGGCAAAACUUGGUCCUGUUGGUGACAAUACACAUGUUUCGACUAGGAUAAUGGGAACCUAUGGAUAUUGUGCUCCUGAAUAUGCAAUGACCGGGCAGCUGACGUUGAAGUCAGAUGUCUACAGUUUUGGCGUUGUUCUUUUGGAAAUUAUAACUGGGAGAAGGGCUAUUGACACUUCAAGGACUACCAGAGAGCAAACCCUUGUUUCAUGGGCUCGGCCCUUAUUCAAAGACAGGAGGAAAUUUUCCGAGAUGGCUGAUCCAACUCUGCAGGGUCAAUACCCCAUGCGUGGCCUGUACCAAGCUCUCGCCGUUGCUGCCAUGUGUGUUCAAGAGCAGCCUACACUGAGGCCUGCCAUUGCCGACGUAGUUACAGCUCUCACAUACCUUGCAUCUCAGAAAUACAUUCCUGAGAGCAGCCAGAAUACUUCUCGCAUGUUCGCACCAGGAACUCCACCUCGAACAAGAAAAGACAGAGAUAAGAAACCAGGAGAUAGCCGUUAAAAUUCCUUCCAUGACUAUGUUUUGGUGAGCGUUGGAAUGUAGUUUUUGAUUCUUUUGUUUCAUUAUGUUCUGAGGGAAGGAAGACUGGUGCUAGUUUUAUGGUUGUUUGGGAGAGAAAAGCACUUUCUGGGUGGUUGUAAAUGUCUUUUUGGGGGUUUCUUGUAUUUUAUUUUUGAAGUUUUAGUUUUAGUCUUUAUUGUGAUCAUUUUUAAUGACCAGUUUUUAAGAGUAAAGCAUAGAACAUUUGUUAUUGUCUUGUUA